AUGGCCUCUCUUACCACAGACUCAGUCACUACGUCAAGUGACAGUUCCUCGAUCUCGCUUGGCGGCCGUGGAGAAAAGGAAGACGCUCUUAAUCCCUUUGAUGCCAUUGUCCCACAACUCUGGGAUGCGAACGAAUACUCUCCAGGCAGCGCAAUCUUGAUGGAGUCGUCGACCUCGCAGAAAGUCAUUCCUCUCCAAUUGGGCUCGCACCUUGGAAGUUCAGCUGCUUGUGUUUUCGUGGCGACUAGCGAUGCUAUAUCUUCCAACAAUCCUAUCGUUGUCAAGAUCUUCGACCCUCGCCAUGCACGGAACCUCCGUUCACAAUACGGGCUAGAGCCAUUCUGCGAGGAAGCUGCCCGGGAAUUCAAGGAAUUUAUCAGAGCAGGGGACUUUGCCAGGCUACAAAAUCGGUUGAGUCAACCUCUGGCAGAUAUUCUGCCGCCUAGCGUCCUUCCGAAGGACAGAUACCCUAUAAUGCCUCACCGCCCAUGGCUCUUUGGGGAUGUGUUCGAAGAUGCGAUGCAAGAUCCUGAAGUCUGUGAUCUACUUGUGUCACACGAAGCCAUACCGCGUCACCCUCGACGGGUAGACAGAGAAGCAUUCAUUUGGAUCAAAGCGACACAUAUGUUCCUCCAUGAAGCACAAAUGUUUACAUGCUAUCAUGAGGGCUUGGAGCCCGGAUCCGCACAGGCACCGCAGCUGUUAGAUCGGCUGCAUACGACUCCGACUUUCCUCAGAGACUUGCCAGAAUCCCAUACAAACUCAUUACAAAUUCCUCAAAUCCACGCGGUCGCAAUGACCUACAUCCAAGGCUACACACUUGCGAAGGUUGAGGAAAGUAUCAUCCACCGGGACUACUCAGAACCCACUGCUGAACAUGCCGCUGUCCUAGAGAUACUACCCAAAACCCCCGAAGCUGCUCUACAGCUCCUCCGCAGCGCCCAGUCUUUACUCUGUCAACCUAUGCAAAACGGGUUACAGUUCUGCGACCUCAGAGAAGAGAACAUAAUGCUGGGUAUGCUCGACAGUGACCGUCAUAUCAACGAUGAGAAUGGUCAAGCUCGACCUCUACCCGGUCUCUACUUUUCAUGGAUAGAUAUGGGAUCAUUCCAACUGCUAUCGACCAAGGCGGAACUGUGCCCGACGACAUCGACAUGUCCUUUUUCGAUCGAAACGUAUCUUGCGCGAUUUCCUCGCAACGCGGAUACAUAUUCAGAGUCGGUUCUUUUCCAGUCGGUCGCACUCACUAUCCUUAAGGGUGGCCUGAAUACGCAAAUCAAGGACAGCUUCAGAUUGCGACGGUACAAUCACUAUGUCGAUGGUUAUGACCCGGCCACGUUGUUUGAAGACACAGUGAAAUGGAGGGUUAUAAUGGAGAGUGCUUGCCUCCCUUCGCUUAUGCCAGGUCCAGGUCCAGGCCCAGCUCUGCCAGCUGCGAUUUUGCAGCGAGUCAUCGAGAUUGUGAGGGGUGUCAUCUCUCAAGAGACGGCCACCGAUCGCUCUAGGCUCAGCCAUGCUAGAGCGGUGAUGAAACUGUUUCGCAUUCUAUCUGCGUCACCUGGGUGUCCUGAUGGUCAGGAGAAGGAGACCGAAAACGCCGAAAAGGCUGCUGCUGAACGAUUCAUCUCCCUGCUCGAUACGGUCGUUGAGCAGUACCCGCCAGUUCGGGAGGGGGAGGACAACAAGAGUGAAAAUAAAGCUGGGUCUACCACUUCUACCGAGCGUUUCGUCAGGGUAUGGGAUUCUGACAAAGGUGCCUAUAAUACCAUCCGUCCUGGUGACGACGGUUGGGAUGAUGACGAUGCUAUUGAUUGGACUUGCGAGAAAACUGCUGUUGACCCGCCCACCGUGGAACAGAUUCACCGUGUGCUUUGCUCGAGGCCGGACUUGAAUAUUUUUGGCAAGUUCUGGUUUACAGAAGAGAUAAUGGGCCUGAAUCUUGAUUCUGUUCUAAGUGAACUACAAGUCCGGAUGGACAGGGUUAGAAAUGUCGACAUUGACAUGGAAGCUAUUCGACUUCGGCUGGCACGGGCGUGUUUAUGA
This is a messenger RNA of Exophiala dermatitidis NIH/UT8656, 2043 nucleotides long. RefSeq lists its product as uncharacterized. Lineage: Eukaryota; Fungi; Ascomycota; Eurotiomycetes; Chaetothyriales; Herpotrichiellaceae. The coding region runs from base 1 to 2043 and encodes 680 amino acids. The transcript has a single exon. The record is from RefSeq and is a predicted model, not a curated record.